Messenger RNA from Linderina pennispora, 1282 nucleotides. RefSeq lists its product as uncharacterized. The transcript has a single exon. The coding region runs from base 140 to 1000 and encodes 286 amino acids. Lineage: Eukaryota; Fungi; Kickxellomycota; Kickxellomycetes; Kickxellales; Kickxellaceae. The record is from RefSeq and is a predicted model, not a curated record.
ACGCUCAGCAGAUUCCAAAAACUAUUUUGCUACACUACCGCUGCCAUCGUCUUUCACUGCAUAACCUCCACACAAUCAACCAGCCUGCUUCAUUAAGCAAUCUAUACAUUUACAGAUUUGCUAAAGUAUACACGCAAAAAUGCAGACGCCAAGUCUCCUGCUAGUGUUUACCUUCCUUGCGAUACUUCUGGGAGUUGCUACAUCUCAACCGGCAUCUGAUCAGAACAGGAACAGUGCACCGCUCAUCAUCACCCCACAUCAGGCAGCGGCAGUGGCCCACCCGGGUCCUCUGCAGCAGCUCCUGCAGCCGCAAUGUGCAAAGAUCGACGAACCUCAUGUCGAGCCUGAGAAUUCUCCCGCCACCACCCCUUCAGUUUCUCUUCGCUCUAACCCCAUCUCGCCCCUUUCUGCUCUACACACUCAGGCUAAGGACCUCCACUGUUGUGGUUGUUGCAAUGGAUGUGGCGGCUGUGGUGGUUGUUGUAAUGGGUGCGGUGGAUGCGGCGGCUGUGGCGGUUGCGGCGGUUGCGGAUGCGGCGGUUGCGGAUGCGGCGGCUGUGGUGGAUGCGGUGGAUGCGGUGGUUGUGGCGGUUGCUGCAAUGGCUGUGGUGGAUGCGGUGGAUGCGGUGGUUGUGGUGGAUGCUGCCGCGGUUGCGGUUGUGGUGGAUGCGGUGGCUAUGGAGGCUAUGGCGGUUGCGGCGGUUGUGGUCAGUGUGGUGGUUGCGGAGGUUGCGGCGGCUGCGGUCAGUGUGGUGGGUGCGGUGGAUGUGGUGGCUAUGGCGGUUUAUGGCGGUUAUGGCGGCUGUGGCGGGUGUGGGUGCUGCCGUGGUGGAUGCGGUGGAUGUGGUGGAUGCGGCGGCUGCGGAUGCGGCGGAUGUGGUGGCUGUGGCGGAUGCGGAUGCGGCGGAUGCGGGUGCGGUGGUUGCGGAUGCGGUGGAUGUGGUGGCUGCGGUGGCUGCUGCCGUGGCUAAUAAGAUACGCUCUACUCGCGACCAGCUAGUUCCAGAAAUACGGACAGUGUUGCUACCACAAACUCUCAUUUUUAUCAUUAGAGGCAAUACUUCGAAAUCCGGCUAUUUUCUACAAACCGAUUUUGUCAUCUCCUUAUCAUCGGUACUUGUGUCGAUGGCAGGGAUCAUUAUCACCAAGCCUCGCUCACUUCACUUCAGUCUUUUCUUAUAUCACGCAUAGUUCAUUAAUAUUUUGUGAAUCUAUUAUAAUAUUAGCGCUAUCCAAAUCCUUUUAGGGCCCACAUUGUCACACUUUCCACCUAGAAUUCCGC